Lampris incognitus (smalleye Pacific opah) is the source of this 2312-nucleotide messenger RNA. Its product is annotated as gastrula zinc finger protein XlCGF57.1-like. The record is from RefSeq and is a predicted model, not a curated record. Lineage: Eukaryota; Metazoa; Chordata; Actinopteri; Lampriformes; Lampridae. Bases 42 to 1979 code for a protein of 645 amino acids. The transcript has 2 exons.
CGUGCCGUGUUGCAUGUGGAGGAGGCUAGUUCCCGUGGAAAAUGUCCAGGAGGCGACCAGAAACGUGUGACCUCCAGACGCUCCGGGAGGAGAUAAACAGGCGGCUGGUGGCGGCUGCGCAUGAAAUCUUGGGAGUGUUCAGAGCGAGAAAGAGGAGGCUGUCGGACUUGAAGGAACUGAAGGCUUUGGUGAAGGAGCGCCUGGACUCCGCCGCAGAGGAGAUCCUGGGGGUUUUUGAAAGGCAGCUGGCGCAUGAGAGUCAGCAGUCCUCGGCGGCCGACACAGAGAAGCCCCGCUCAGAUCCGAUGCAGCUUGGUGUGAGAAGCGGAGCUGAUGAAGAGCAAAGACCCUCACAGCCUCCUCAGAGCCACAUGGUGGAGCCCAGAAACACAGAGCCUCUUCUAGGAGCCUCCACUGCCAAAACCAGCACAGAGAAGCCCAGCACGGACUGCCAGCCACCCACUCCAGACUGCUCCGCUGCUGAGGAGGACGAAGAAGAAAAUGAUGAAGAGGCAGCUCCUCACUGCUGUAAAGUGUGUGGAAAAUCUUUUGACAGGAAAGGCUUUUUGAUGAAGCAUGUGGAGAAGCACUCCAAGGACCCAGGGGACCUCUGCGGGUUGUGCGGAGAGCGUCUGGACUGCACUGAAAGUCUGAAACGGCACCUGCAGACCCACAGAGAGAGCAGCCGGACGUGUGAAGUCUGCGGUAAAAAGUUUCCCUCCAUCCGAGCCCAAGAAACACACUUGAGGCUCCACACGGGGGAGAAGCCGUUCAGCUGCCAUGUCUGUGGGAAGGAGUUCAACCAGAAAGGAAACAUGAUGACACACAUGAGGAUUCACACCGCUGAGAAACCAUUCAGCUGCGGGGUCUGUGGCCGAGAGUUCGGUCACGCGGGCUCCUUGGAGCGACACAUGAAGGCUCACAUCGGCCAGUUGCCUUUCAGCUGCAAAGUUUGUGAAAAAGGAUUUGUUAAGAGCACCGAGCUGAAGAGACAUGCGAGGGUACAUGCAGCACCAGAACCGAAAGACAACCACACUCCAGACAAAUACAGCAAGUCCAGCCUGGGACCUUUCCACGCUUGUAAGGUGUGUGGAAACGCUUUUCACAAUAAGGGCAACUUUAUCCGGCAUGCGGAGAGCCAUGUUAAUGAUCCAAACAGCUAUUGUGGCGUUUGUGGAGAAAAUGUAGAGACACCAGAAAGUUUGAAACUUCACAUUCAGAGCCACCGAGAGAGCAGCAGGAUCUGCCAUGUCUGUGGCAUCAGCUUCCGCGAUAUGGAGAUCCACAUGAGGACUCACACUGGCCAGAAACCUUUCAGCUGUAAGGAGUGCGGAAAAGACUUUCCCAGGAAAGGCUCUCUGGAGAGGCACUUGAAGCUCCAUGCUGGGGAGCGACCAUAUAUUUGUGAAUUUUGUGGAAAAACAUUCAUUGAAAACACGGUCCUGAAAAGGCACAUUAAGAGCCACACAGGUGAGAAACCAAGAAUUUACUCAUGUGAUGUUUGUGGCAAAAAGUUCACCAUGAGUCAACACUUAGAUGUGCAUAAGAGAAUACAUACCGGGGAGAAACCGUACAGCUGCCGAGUCUGCGGCAAAACCUUCCGGCAGAUCGGCAAUUUGGAUUCCCACAUGAGGAUCCACACGGGAGAGAAGCCGUUUAUUUGUAGCCUCUGCGGCAAAAGAUUUCGGCAGAAAGUGUCACUGGAGACACACGAACGUUUCCAUAAGAAGGAGAAGCCGUUCAGCUGCCAGCUCUGCCAGAAAGGCUUUGUCCAGAAGAUAGAUCUGAAGAGACACAUGCUGACCCACACAGGGGAGAAGCCGUUCAGCUGCCGUGUCUGUGGGAAAAGAUACCAGGAGAAAAGAUCCCUGGACUCCCACAUGAAGGUCCACAUGGGAGAAAGACCUGGAAAUGAGUCCGCUGUGGUACCAGGCCUGGGAAGACAGGAGAGUCUUCAUACAGACUUCAUCCAGCUGUGAAGUUCAGUCACAUUAUCCCAACAUUUCAGGACAUCUAAACCCACGGACUGGACAUCCAGAAUGACAGCAGCUCAUCUUGCAGGCUGUCUGUCUGUGUGUUGGACGUGACGUGGAACUAAGCUGAUGUCAUCAGGCUCUUCCUGUCCAUCAUCGCUUCCUCCAAAACUGAACUCAAAUAACACUUUCAAAUGUUCCUGGGUUUUGAAAUAUGUGGAUCUUUUUUUGUGGAUCACAUUUUGAAAUAUGUGUUUAUAUUUUAAGUUUGUUUGGUUGUUUUUAUUAUUAUUAUCAUUAUUAUUAUUAUUAUUAUUAUUAUCCACAGAAAUCAUCUGG